AUGGUCUGGUUGGACACUGCGUCCACGGCAGGUACGUGGGUCGCUGUAUUCCUCGCUCCUCUCGCUCUGAGGGGUCUUUUUCGGACCGUUCUUCAUAUAGAGAGCAAGCCAGACGGAAAGGCAUCAAGCACUCGACAAAUUGGAGAAAGGAGAAGCUGA
Molecule: messenger RNA, 159 nt
Organism: Colletotrichum orchidophilum
Lineage: Eukaryota; Fungi; Ascomycota; Sordariomycetes; Glomerellales; Glomerellaceae
Exons: 1
Coding region: 1-159 (52 amino acids)
Source: RefSeq, a predicted model, not a curated record